AAUUUGACGAUUUUUUCCCCCGUUCAACUGUUUCAAAACCAACGUCGUUUAACUAUUCCAGAGAUAUCGAUAUAAUUCUCACAAUCCGAUAUUCCUACGUCAAAGGAGAUUUGUGGAACGAAUUUAAUGCAUCAAGGUUUGGUGUUCGAGUGAUCAAUUCUGUAGUCAGAGUAGUAAGGGAUAAUUGGGGGCAUGUGAUAGCGGAAAAUUACCAUCAAUGAUAAAUCACACCAAAAAGGACAAUCUUCCAUGUUCUCUGGCAGACACCGUAGAGAACCGGAAAUAUUUUCAGACUAUAAUUCUCUUCCGGAAAAUCCUACUUUCACUGUCUGUGGUGCAUCUGCCUCACAAAUAUUCAGAAAAACAAACCUUUUCGAUACCACAGACGGAAACAUCAACGAUAGAAUCAAUUGAACCAGAAAGGUAUAGUGGCAGAUGAGGUAACUAAAACCUCCCACCAGGUAGGCUCUUUACUGCCAUUUCGGAUCGACUUUUCGUAAAGUUGGUACGGAGGUGCGCCUUCUGAUGGUAUCUAUCGUGAUUUCCGCGUGGUAAACAAGUGAGUCAGUUUGGCCAUGGGGCUAGGUAAACGUCUGGUCGUUUAUUGCACCCGAUGAUAAUGUGUAAAGCACAACAAAUCAAUUUUACCUGAACUGCAGAAGUGGAUGUAUUAUCUUUAUCGACGCUCAAUAUGUUGUGAUCUACUACGUCCACAGCGAUACUCUGGUUAGUAAUGCACACGGGUUCCUUCAAUACCUGAUAUAAAAAUAAAAGUAUUGGUCUUCAUCAUGCUCAUUUUGUGAAGGGCACAUUCUGAUACGAUUGUGAUUAGCAGAUUGUCGACGACAAUGACACAAUGCAUGACCAGGAGAUAAUUUUAUUCGCACAAGUUGAAGUUUUGCAUCGCCGGAAAACAUUGGGUUUUUACUAACGUAUAAUCAUAUGGAUGUUUUACCAUCUUCAAAGAAGACACCAACCGUGACAGAGUACCAACUACCAACAAAUAAUAACGGUCACCUUACGAUUUCGUUUUCAUGUAUGGAGACCUAAUCUACAUGACCUAUCAGUUCAAGAGCCGUUUCUACUAGAAUUUCAUUCUAACCAGGCCAAAGGCCAAACUGUCCAGACAAAAUGACGCAAGGCGAUCGUUCACCAUGUUUUCUUGGGAAUUGGAUAUUAGGUGUUACACAUCACAACGUCUGUCCCAUCCUCGUCAGCGUAUUUCUGUUUAUAUCGGCGACAUCGUCAUCGCCUGCGAGUUUUAGUUCGUCAUCGAAUUCCGAACCAAUGCUGGAUGGCAUCCAAGAAUUAAACAUCAAUCAACGAUCGAACCCCCCGACGAGGUCCGGCAUCGAUCUGGUGCCCUCGACGACAAUGAUGUCGAACACCGACGUCGAAUGCGGGUGCGACGCCCUGCAGAAGAUAAUCAAGGAGGUGAAAGAGACGAAAGGGGUGUGCAUCGACACCGCUUUGGCUGUCGAUCUCCAUGUUAAGACGGUUGGCGAGCUCCAAUUAGCCGUCGACGGACUGUCGAGUAUGCGGGAGACCAAUCAUGCCGAUACCAUGGAUACGUAUGAAGCACCUACGUCACCUAACACAGACACUGCGUCGUCAUCAUCAUCAGACGAUGAACCGUUAACUCCAUCGUCGUCCUCAUCAUCAUCCAUCGAAGACGUCGUCCUCGCUUCAACAGACGAGGACAACGAGCAUGGCCAUGAGGAGCCGGGUAUCGAGACACCUCCCUCAAUCCUGAAAGGGGUCCAGCUGGUUAUAAUGGAACCACCUGAUGUGAUCCCGCGAGAUUGUCUUGAAGUGCAGCAACAAGUGGGUAACGUCUCUGGGGUCUAUACCAUACUUCCAGACGGGUGCGGACAGCCUUUCCAGGUGUUCUGUGACAUGGUUACUGCUGGGGGAGGGUGGACGGUCAUCCAACGUCGAUUGAAUGGUGAGACCAGUUUCGCUCGCCUGUGGGGUGCAUACCGAAGAGGAUUCGGCAAUCUCCUCAAAGAAUUCUGGAUGGGACUAGACAAAAUGAGUCGACUGACAUCGCAGGACGACUACGAACUCCGGAUCGAUCUCCAAGAUUUUAACGGGACAAAGGCGACGGCGGAGUAUGAGAGCUUUGUGAUCAGUGAUUACAGAAGUAACUAUCGGCUCCUCGUUGGCUCAUUCAAGGCGAACGGCUCCGCAGGUGAUUCUUUGAGCUACCACAAUCACAUGCCUUUUACGACGACCGAUCGGGACAACGAUCUUGCCAAGAAGAACUGUGCCGAACUCUACUCCGAAGGCGGCUGGUGGUACAACGGCUGUCUCUACUGUAACCUCAACGGGAUAUACCUCGGGCCUGACAAUGACGAUUUUGCCACUGGGGUUACGUGGUACGAGUUAUCUGGCUUCAGGAGCUCUUUGAAAUUCUCAGAGAUGAAAGUGAGACCGGUUCCGUAAAGAGGUGGGUGUCCUGCGUGGAAUUAUACAAUGUGUGGCCAGUCACACAACCGGCGUUUCGUGAUGCGAGUUCGCUGGUUUCAGACACUAUUUGAAGUUCGUCGAGUUGAUAGUGAGACCUGAUCCGAAAACAUGGUGAGGCAGAGCCUUUCCUGCAUGAAGUGGCACCUGAACAUUAUCAUCAGAUGAAGCUUCCGGGUUUUAGACCACAGUUAACACAAAUUAGCUAACCCUCUCUAAGGUUUGUGAAGUAAGUAUUUAUAUAGUCAUUACGUUCCUGUGCUAAUUUCGACGUGGAAGGAUUCAUCUAUCGAUAGAGAUGCCCACUAUUUGCGAUUGAGUUCACUGGAAAUCAAGGAGCAGGACAUCAACCUUUUCAAUAGUGGACUCGUUGUAGUUACCAUCUUGGACUGCUUGUGCGCGGAUAAAUGCGACUUCAGCAGUUCAAAAACAAUAUCCACGUCGAGAAACUUGAACAUAGUACGUGGCUGUAACCACAACGUAACGUUGCCCUUUCAACAUGAUAACACAGACUUUGCAGAUGACAUUUUAAACUUAAUGAAUUGAAUGCUAUCUCGUGAAUAUUGUAUGAAUGAUUUUCGAGGUCCUCUUGCAGCCUGUGCUGAAUUGUACAAAUCAUUUAUAGUUGAAAUUUAAAUAUGAAUCAAGCGAAAUUCAAUAUUAGAUAAUACUACAAGACGUUGAUGAAAACAUGAGUUUUGUCAUUGUAAUCACCGAUAAACCUGCAUUUAGAUAAGUAAACGGAUCGAUGAUUUAAAUGAUCCGAAUGCUGUGUCAAGUGCAACCGGUUUCAAAAUGAAGUGAAAACAAAAACAGAAAACAAGUUAAAUAAUCCCUGCAGAGUUAUGAAUUACUGAUAUGUACUUUUCUUAUUUUAAUCGAAUAUGGGCCAACAGAUGAGUUUCAGUCCAAACGCAUUUUCGUCUGGCCAUUCAAGGACAUUUUACGUAGGCGUCUGUCUGUCACAUGUGUAAUGAGACUCGCAGAUAUAUAAAUGCCAGCUUGGUCUAAUCACAAUUUUUUUCUUUUUCGAUUUGUCUCCUUCAACCUUGGCGUAAUUACAAUUCGUCAAACACCAGGUUGUUUGCUUGUUUUCUUUUUAUUUCUGCGUUCACAAUACAUUAUCAAAAAUAUUUACACUGUUUGCGAUAUACAAAAUAAUCCAUUAUGUAUACAAUAUAAACAUAAUACAUAAUUAGAAACAAUGGUGUGGGCAUAUACUUCACAUUUUAACAAUAAUAAAAAGGAACAUUGACAAAUGAACGCAGGAGACCGCCAUUUGGUCCAUAUCUAGUUAGAGACCACCAAUUGGUCCAUAUCUAGUUAGUUAGUGAUAUUAACUUUCAAUAAAUAUACAUGUACUUGGUCGUUAUCAAGUCCGAGACCACUUUUAUCUAAUCAUGUCAUGUAUAUCCAUGAUCAAAAUGCCCUGUCUUUUUUUUUCUCUCGAUGAUUAUGAGUCCAUUUCCUACUAUAGUCUGGUCGUUCCCCUACCAAGUCUAUGGAUGUCAGAUUACUGAGGGUAAUUAAAAAAAGUCAAUAAGCUGACUUAACAACAA
Messenger RNA from Lytechinus pictus (painted urchin), 4025 nucleotides. Its product is annotated as angiopoietin-related protein 7-like. The transcript is spliced from 4 exons. The record is from RefSeq and is a predicted model, not a curated record. Lineage: Eukaryota; Metazoa; Echinodermata; Echinoidea; Temnopleuroida; Toxopneustidae. Bases 1132 to 2445 code for a protein of 437 amino acids.